Messenger RNA from Amoebophrya sp. A25, 10481 nucleotides. NCBI's taxonomy places the organism in Eukaryota, Dinophyceae, Syndiniales, Amoebophryaceae. The record is from the annotation of a GenBank genome assembly.
GUCAGUUUCUGUCCUGAAAAUCGGUAUAUGAAACGAAGGCAGUACUCGUGUCGGCUAUUGCAAGCAGAGUUAGAGUACUUCAUUGUCAUUCCAACCGGGUAGAGUAGAGAUAGCAGUACUCGUACUCCAUUGCUGCAAGUAGAGUUAGAGCACUCCAUUUGAAUUUGUUCGCCCAAACUGUUAUCGACCCAAAAUUGAUCAAGAAGUGCUUGCUUGUUAGGGCGUUGUAUCGAAGAGUCGUCGUGGAAAAGUUGUCGUAGAGUUUUUAGAUCAUGACGCUCGUCCCAGCUCUCUGUGGAAAAGUCGUCGUAGAGUUUUUAGAUCAUUACGCUCGUCCCAGCUUUCUGUAGCAGACUCUUUCAUACUAGAUGCAAUUUACUUCUAAAUCUUAAAUGCAAGAAGAGCAUAGGUGUAAAUAGAGAAAGAGAAAGCAAAAACAAAAAGGCGUACCAAGACAGAUAUCUUGUUCUUUUCUUCAAUACGGUAGUUUUUGGUUAAAAAAUGGAUCGACCAACUACUGCUUAUGAUCCUUAUGUUGACUAUAAUGAAUUUGAUGAAAGUAGUACUGGUAAACACAAAAAGAAAUGAGAACGACCACGAACACCUGCUCCUCAAGGAUGACAAAAAGAAAUAUGAUGCGUUCAUCUGCCUGCGCAAUGUCGUCUUCUUGUUGCAACUCCUCGACGUCGCCGAGAAGUCAACAACCCCGCGCUGUUGUUAAUCCUCAACAUCUCUCACGCAGACGGCGUCGUGGCCCAUGCUGCAGAGGGCGUUUCUUUGCACUCCUUUCUGUUGGUACUACUUUGGGCAGCGAUAUCAUUGAUCGGGAGAGUCACAGUGAUGAAGGGAAGGCUUCUCCUGUGAGUACGAGCAGUCGUGGGAAGAGAAAGCAUGCUGCAACUACCGCAUCUUCUACCAGAGGGCACCAGGAGAACCUGGCUGAUCAUGAACAUCGGCAUUUUGAUUUUACGAAGCCUGAUAGUAAUGUUGAUGAUGUUCUUGACGACGACGAAGAGGGAGAGGCGGCCAGCGACAUUUUCUACUCAAAAUCUUCAAGGCCUGCUGAUGAAGAAGACGACACACAAAACGAGAUGCUUCUUGAGGACAGAAAUACGUUAGAAGUAGAGGACCAAGACCAACUAGAAGGCGACGAUUCAGACGCGGGUCAAGAGAGCGACCGAUUAGAACACAUACUAGCUGUUUCAACAUCAGGAACACAAAGGUCUUCAGGAGAAGGACAAGAGGAGUCAAGAAGAGCACAAAAAAAUACAGCAAAACGAAAGGAGCGCACCAGACAACAACAUCCUCCACAACGUAGAAGUAGUGUCCGGCAUCGAGGACAUCGACGCACUGCUCACGACCAUGCUCUUCAGGUUGACGAACAGCACCAAGAACUAGAACAUCAUGAUCCUCAUGGUGAUUCCCAUAAUUAUCAUGAAAUAAAACAGCCGCAUCAUGUCGUGUCCUCUAGUGCUCGUCUUGAAGACAAUGACGAUGAUCACGACUACUCGAGAACUUCUUCAUCCGGACGUGGACGUGGAAAGACUAGGAUGAACAUGAUCCAGCGAGAUGAUAGUACAACAUCUUCUUCAACUGAUGUUGAAGACAAAACUACGACGACUAACGCUCCACCAGAGGAAGAUGCAACACCAUCAGGAUCAGGUGCGGAGCCUGGGAGACCUCUUAGUCGUAACGAAAGUGGAGAUCGUUCAUCAUCUAGUUCUGGUUCUAGUUCUACUGCUCUAUCCUCUUCAGCCGGUCGAGGUCGUCGUACUAGUACUUCAAAAAAGAACGAGAAGAAAAUACCAAACGGUGGUCGUAAAAAAAAGUCUAAUGUCUCGUCUCGAAGACGACAGCACACGAGGGGACAGCAAAACGAGACUCCCUUUGAGGCAGUGAAGGAAACAAACGCCUUAGUGGAUAAAAAGAAGAACAGGAGACCAACAAGUAACCCAAGAACAACAUCAAAACAGAAAAUGGACAACAGCAAAAGUGGAGGAAAUGAACGUGGGUCUCGUGCUAGCAUAGAAUUCCGUGAAGACGGAGCUCUUGAAUAUGAGGGUGAUUUAGAAGAGCAUGCAGAUGGCCCACGACGGAAAUCCUCUGGCAGGCAAAGCUCUGCCUCAUCACGAUCACGGCAUCAUCACCAGCAGCUGCACCAUGGACAUCGUAUGACGAAACGCCCAGCACGUGGCAGUGGAAGCAGUGGAGAACAAGACGAGGUGAAAAAAAUAACUACAACAAGGAAGAUGCUGAGACAAGAAGAUCAACGGACGAGGCCAAAUUUGAGAGAAGAUAUCGACGAGGAGAACGACAACGAAGACCUAUACAAAAUAGAUGCUCGACAUCAUGCAACUCAGACAACACGAGGUAGAGGAAGACUAGUUCGUCGACACCCUAAGACUUUACCGCAAAGCGAAGCAAACGAGAAAGAUACAGGAGACGCAUUAGCCGAGCCAUCAAGACCAAGUGAUGCUGAGCUGGUAGAUGUAGAAGCAGAUGGAGCUGUUGAACUCGAAGAUGGACCUGCUGAUAUUGUCCAGGGAGAGUUGGAGAAUAACCGUAAAAACGUCGAUUUUUACGAAAAAGUAGACCAAGAACAAGAUGACGAGAGUGGUACACGACAAGAGUCAGAGAUGCUGACGCAAGAAGAGGAAGCAGAGGAUGAUCUUCCUUUUCCUAGCAGUCGUGAAGAAGAAGAUUCCACCGCAUCGACAUCACCAGAUGAGGAAGGUGAAGAUGAAGAUUACGCACGACUCGUCUCAUCUGGUGACGGUUUGGAUUCCUCUACAGCCACUCCUCUACAACCAAUUGCUUCUCAUCAUCGUGGUGCUGCUUCUGAAGAUUAUUCUUUACUACUACACAACAAGCAUCAUCAAGUUCAAGGUGAAAGAUCUUUCAAGAAAAGGGCUUCUGUGGAACAACAACAACGCAGUACGAAACAGCAGAUUCCUUCCGACACGAAUCCUGUAACCCAAACAUUGGUCUUGAACAAGAACAACGAGACUAGUACAUCAAGUCGAAGUCCCCAAGGACAAGAUGUGCAACAUGCGAAACCGAUGCGCAGCAUCGUCUAUCGUAGUAUGUUCAACGCAACCUCAGCAGAGAAGACGACGUCCGUCUAUUACACAGACAAUAAGUGCCUGCAGAGUCACAAAACAAUGAUACCUUUGGUCGUUACGACACCUGUGAAGCAGUGUGAAAUUCGAAGAUUCACCGAGGAUCUUGGAGACAGCACGAGAGAGGGCCGGACCUUAUACUUCUCCGCAAGGGUGGAGUCGUACAUAAUUUCAUUCCUUAUUUUCUUGUUGACAUUUUCAACUUCUUCACCCAUAUGGAUCUUCAACAUUUUUCGAGCAUAGAAUUUGAUCUAGAGCUUGAUCUUCAAUGUCUUAACUGUAAGUAAACAAUAUCAUGUAAUGAAUGUAUCAUUUCUUCAUCUUUUCCUUCACCCAUUAUAAUAUGGACAUUCACUCAAGAACUCAAUAUCCUACAACCAGGUGCACUUCUGUCCGCGUCUCAUAUACGAUGUUUGCGUCGAGCAAUUGCGAUCCAAGCACCGCUAGUCCCUUGCAGGAAACCACACCGGACACCUGCACUCCCAUAGGCGGCGGCCUCUUUACGAAAUUCGAGUGCGGACUUCGAGAGUAUCCGCCUGAUUACCACAAGAACUGGGACUCUCACCGCUUGUUUUCUUGGCGCAGCACUACCCAAUUCGAGGAAGCGGAAGCGUUUCAUGGUCACUUGUAUCUCUGUCGCGACCAAAAAACGUUGAAGGGAUGCUACAGUUAAGGCAUACAACUUUAAGUAUGAUACUCACCUGCCAAUGUGUAUCUAAAUUUAAUUGUAGUACAACCUUGGGUAGUUUAGUGAUAGUGUAUUAUUUCGGUAUAUAUUGAAAAAAAUUGCUAGAAAGCAGGUGGUCACCGUUACAUACUACGGGUAGAUGGAAGGAAGGAGGUAUAGUUCGUCCUCAGGGAAAAGCAGAAGGAGAAAAAACGCACUACUAGCACUACUAAUUGAAGUUGUAGCGGCCAAGCCCUAAUACACACAGAAGCCCGCGUCAGCGAAUGAUCCGUCUAGCAUGGCAGGGAGUAGUGGAACGACAACAAUCGAUGGGUCUAUUGCGUCAUCAGGUGGGGUCUUAGCGAGUUCGGCGUCUGCGGCAGCGAACUUUGUAGAGUCAGACUAUCGACUAGAAAUCUGUCCAGGAUACGUUCCAGCCGCCUCACAAUUUCGCUCUGGGUCUAGCGUAGAACUACAGAAAGUCGGAUGUCCAGUGUUUAUGCAUAUUGUGUUUUGAAUCUUUGUGCGUGCAAGUAGUUUACGUACAAGUUUCGACAGAAAAUCGUCACAAGACAUCAAAGAUAUCAAUCUUCUUGUUGAAUUAGCCUUUUCACUUUUGAUAGUACCUUGUAUGCCACUAGCAACAUUGCCAUGGCUCUAAUCUGUACAAGGCCCACGGCGCAAAUGAGCUUGCUUUCCAAGGAUGGACAUUCAAACCAGAGGGAGUCGUGCGCUAUCCAAGUGAAAGCGCCUUCAAGGACCCGACAACCUGCGAUUUGAAUUAUGAACUAUGCUUAUUAAAUAGUAUACUUAUCCAUCGUGUUUCAGAAAUUGGAUUGUGUUUCAGAAGUCGAUAUCGAAUUUGAAAUACUACUUGAAACAUCAUGAAAGUUUGUGUCUCCGAUGAAAUUCAUAGUUCUUGUUUGAUGAGAUUUCUGAAGAUUCUUUCAGUACCUUGUUCCUCUUCCUGUUUGAUUUCCUCAGUACUUUGCUCUUUAGAGGACGUACUUAUCAUGCGGAUGCAUACUAAUAGAUCUUCUGAAUUGAAAAUAUCAGUGUCAGUACCUUGCUGCUCGUCUACUUCCUUCUCUAAUACCAAGUCUCUCUGUAUUCUUCCCAUUAUCAGCUAGAUACGCAUGACCAUACGUUUGGACAGGGUGAGGUCAGGAUUGGGGAGAACGGCUUCGUGCAGGACCAACGGACGGAAACGAUGCGCGACCCUUCGACUUUGCAGUACAAGUUCAUCCUCCAGCCUCACCAUUUGGUUUCGAGUCAGACGGGGAGGUCGUAUUAAGGCCAGAUUUCCUAGGCUUAUACUAGAAGAGUUAGUUUAUAAAACGGAUGUAGGAUGGACUUGGAUGGAUCGGAUGGACCCCCCCCGAUUCUUCCGAUCCUACUUGAAAUCGUGGGAAGUCCAUCCGAUCCAUCCCAUCCCGGACCUGGCACCCCUGGCCCUGUAAGGCCAGACUUCGUAGCUUUAUACUGGUGCUGAUUCCACCGAUGAUCCUGAUAGGCCAGACUUCGUAGUUUUAUACUGGUGCUGACCCCGAUGAUCCUGAUGACCCACUGUUAGGCCCAUCCUCUAAAUUUCUCAGCACGUGUCAGCUAUAGGAUCUGCGCAAGUGUCUGCCAUGCAAGGACCGAGUAAGCCAAAUGAAGCUGAUAACCUGUAUUGGCUGAUCCGGGUCGCGUGUGUGAAACCACCUAAGUUACGCAAAGAUGUAGACCUAGACUACGAGAUUGUCUUGCCUUGAUCAUGUGUUGUUUCCUUUCGAUAACUUGCUUCUUAAUCAUUAAGUGUUGUCUUGUUUCAUCUUCGUUUUGGCUUAUUUGAUUUUCAAUCGAAUUAGAUGAUCUAAAUGGCUGUGUGCAGAAGCAGAAGCAGAAAAACCUAAGAAGUUAGUAAGUCCUUUCUAACCGCAGAAUUGCUCGAUGCAGAAGCGGUCAGUUUUGAGGGUGGCAAGUACGGGUGUGGAAAUUACCUCUGCUCAGAGGCAUUCGUUGAUCCCGAUGGCCGCUUGCUAGACGAGGGAGGAGGAGAACCGGGUCUCAGUAAUUCAUCAGCCGUUGUCGAGUUAUCUGGCGAUGAAAGCACGUUCCACGGUUUGCGCACUUGUACUCGAAAACAAGAUGCAUCCCGCUUUGUCAUCUUGCCGAAUACGAUUACGCAAAUUUCGAAGUUGUACAAAAAUCCAAUGCAACGGCUGAACUGUUUGUCGCAAGUUUCCUUACCGCCAAGGCUAUCCUUGACCCCUCCCUCAACCGUUUCUGCAGAAGUCUUGCGUCAAUUGAUGGAGCAAUCGGCGGUGAACGACCCAGCUACACUGGUUAAUCUUAAGGCUCGACGUCUAGAAGGCAGUAUUUACCAAGAGACUAGUGCAAGCAGGUCCAGGUGCUGAGACUUUUGCUUCUACUAAGGACUUCCUAUUCCUCGUAACUACACAAGAAGCUCUUGGAUGUUCUUGAUGUGCAGCAAAAAAUCAGAGUCUGCUUUUUACGAGACAUCCAGCAUGCCAAAGUAGAAGUAGUACAGAAAUUUUAUCACUGUUUCUUCUUUCAGAUUCACUUUAUUCACGCAUUAUAGUUACCCUUCUAACACUCGCGAGGUGACACCCGAAGACGAGUGGGAUUAUAUCAAGCAUGCCAUGGCCAUCUGGGCAUCGGUUCUUCUCAUAGUAGGGGCUUUUGCGGUGAUGGUCCUCUGGCUAUUCUGGUUUACCUACAAACACGAACAUCAUGACAUGUACUACGAAAAUUCUUCAGUUUUGUUUUCCUUUUCUUUUCCUUUUCUUUGAAUACGUCAACGGGGGUCACGCUCAGGUUUGAUCUUCAUGGUUAUGCGAUCUGACAAGGUCAUUGUAGAAAGAGAGAUUAGGAAGGAUGGUAUCAACAUGAUCGUAGAUAAUGCUACUGUCAUGGUUCGCUUACGAAACCGUACUUGUUCUUACAUCCUGCUCUGCCUUUUCCUCCAGGUAUGAUCGCAAGCAUGCAGUUGAGCCUACUGAGAUGCCGCUUUUGCCGACAGUCGCUACUGACGUCUUCGGCGAACACGUUGUUCACAGUACUGACAGAGACGAUCAAAGUAGAAGUAGAAGAGAUCGAGGUGGUGGAGGAGGAGCCGACCAGAUACUUCAGAUAUAUGAUGAAGACGGUGACAGUGAUGACGACGGUGACAGCGGUGACGACGGUGACAGCGGUGACGACGCUGGAACGCCGUCCGAGACGAGUAGCGUGGAGUCACUUGACAUGUUCGGAUUGAAAUCUGGAGCAGCAGGUGUCACUUUGAGAAAAAAUCAAGAGCUCGCGAAACGUGUUGGCGAUAUUCGAAAUGACAAGAUCAAAAAUGAUGACGAAAAACGAAAAAGUUGGAGAACAAGUAAGAAGGGACGAGAAGCUUCAGCAGGACGAGAACGUGAGGAGGAAGAAGCUCCUGGCGUACUAGGACGAGGAGAAACCAAGAAAAGAUCAGAAUCUGUACCACCUUCUGCAGGAGCAUCUUCGUCUAGAAGCAGUAGUGCUUUGCGUUCAAAAUCAGUGGAGGACCCUUCUAGGAUCUCAACUACACUAGAAGCGACUGAAUCUGAUGCAAAAAGACAGACUCGCGCGGUUACCUUUCAAACAACUGGCGAGCUUACGCGCCUAAGCAGAGGAGCCGGUGGACGUGGUUCUCUAGUCAAGCUCCCUGCAAUAGGCAUGGAACGAAAGAAGGGUUUGAAAAUAAGACCGCCGUCUAGCGGUGACGCUCAACGGCAUGAUGAUUCCAGAAGUGCCGCAUCAGCUUCUUACCACAAGAAGUUUAUAUCCAAGGAUCAUACAUUAUUAAGGCUACCGCCCAAGCAUCCUCAGCGUCUUCCUUGGCCCUUUUUUUACUCAAGAAAUGAGCCAAGGAUGCACUCAAGGAUCGAUGCUAACGCGGUAGGUCUAACAUUUAUCAGCGCCAUAGGUGAAGCCCUAUUACCAGGCAUCAAGCACUCUCUCACAACCCCAGUCCAGGACGACGACUUUUCAGCGCCAGAGGGCUAUUGCAUAGACUCAACAACUGUUAUGGGUGAAGGGAAGUCAUCUCCCAAGUCAUCUGAAAGAAGAAAUAGAAAACAAGAAGAAAAUGAAGCGAGCCAGAAGAUGACUCCUGAGAUGAGAAUUUCCUAUACCUCUAAAACUGGGUGUCUGCGCCCUAAAAUGCCUCCUAUCAGUGCGUUCCCAGGCAAGCGCAUUCCGACGCUGCAGGAAGUCGCUCUUGGGGAGCAUCUAAGCCAGGAUCCGGGUGAGAGGAUGUACCCACACGCUAACGGUCUCGCAAACUCCAGAAGCUCCGGAGUGCAUGGAGCUCGAUACGUCGAGAAGAGUCGGUUGGACGAAGCAUGGGAAAAUUAUGGAACGGAUGUUCCUCUUCAAUCCUCUUGCCUCUUCAAUCCUCUUGCCUCUUCAAUCCUCUUCAAUCCUCUUCAAUCCUCUUCAAUCCUCUUCCUCCCUCUCCUCACGCUAACAUGUUCUGACCGGUCUUCCAACGGAGGGCUUUGGUGAAACCCCUAUACCUUUUGAACAUGUGCCUGCAGAUCAAGGAUGCCUGAUGAACCAGAGUGCUGACGAACACCACGGUUACCAUGAAGCGCAUUUGCCUUAAGGCUACCUAUUUAUUCGCACCAUAGUCCUUAACACCGUAGUCCUUGGAGAUUCCUUUUCUACUUGAAAAAGACGCCAAGGAUGUUCCCAAGGUUGCCAAUGCGGUCGCUCUAAUUGCCGCACAAAGCCAUGGGUGGCAUCGAGCCCGGUUCCUUCCACGCCUUUAGAGCGAGUGACGCGCCACAUGGGGCACUGGAUGCGAGUGGAAAUUUUAUGGCAGAUCAUGAUGAAGGGCAAUGUUAAUUCAAUGGUGGUGGUCGAUGAAGAUAGUAUAUAAUUUUCAAGAUCUUCGACCCAGUAACUACAAGUCUUUUUAUUAGCCUGGCUGUUGUACUAGCUUUCGUAGAUUUUGCUUCCAAUGAUUUGCGGCACCCAAUCGACCACGUAGAAGAACACUACGGAACCAUGGGCCUGCAGAUACGAUUGGAACAACAGCAUCAACGCGAAAACGCUCGUUUAGAACAGGAAAGGAGUGGAGCUGGAGCGGAGAAGAAGCUGAUGAUAAAGCCCAACCAGAAAGGAUCAAAUGCUAGUUCUCUCGGAGAUCAUGAUGAAGAUCCUAGUCCUCCUACUGACGACGAACAAGAAGAUGCUGAUAAGGAAAACAACCGCCUCAGCUCUAAGACCACUGAAAAUAUUAACGCAACUUCUGCGAGUCGUGCCUCUUCUUCAUCCUCUGCGCAAAGUGCAAAUGGUCCUAAAAAGACUAGAAGUGUGCGUUACAGCCAGGGUCCUGUGGAUAGAAGUCAGCCUAGUUUUACAGCGCUCGAUAGAAUACGCAGAAACCUUGAGGGGAAACAGCAAUAUGGAGAAGCAGAACUGAAUUUGCUGACAGGCGACGCGUCACCAACUAAUAUCGUCACGGUUCACCAUGAAGAACAUCCUGAUGGCGAUAGCCUCCUUUGAAGUGGUAGUGGAGACCAAGAAGAAGAAAACUCAGGUUUAGAUGACAGCAUAUGCAUACUUACACAAGAUGAUACAUAAGAGACUUGAUUCACGUCUGGGAACAAAUAUACUGAAGAUAGAAAUAGUGAUAGUCGUCUUUCCAUUUUUCUCUGAGGGAGACAAAGGAUAGCUGUCUUACUUUUGGUUUUCAUCUAUGCUAAAAAGCGCUUUCAUUUAUACUAAGUGCAUACCCCGUGAGUGGGUACAUCUAUCUAUCUCUCUUUCUAUCUAUCAGUAUGUUGCUCUGCAUGGACUAAUACAGAUACAUCGAAUGCAUUUAUUAUUCUAGUGCCAAAGUCAAUCAUUUAAUAUCGAAUAGUAUGUGUGAAUUUCAUUUUUCAGGUUUGUCAUUGCACAUGAUGAAGAUGAGUGUCUAUGUCAUUGGAUUUGCCUUGUGAUUUAUUACUAAGUUGUACGUCGCAGAACUGCUUCAAAGAAGAAAUAUUGACAUCGCGGCCUAAGAUGAGCUAAGCAUUAUUGAGCUACACCUUUCUUGUCGUUGCCUCUCAUCCCUGGAUAGAAAACAGUUACUCCAUGUGGCUAGAAACUAGUUGCACAAAUCCCCAUUUGCAGCUAUCGUUGCUGUUCAUCGAAAUGAUCCCCCUACCCGUAAAUGAGCUUGAUUUUGUGAAAUGUUCAACAUGUUUCUCGUCGAUAAUCAUUAUCUGAUAAUGCAACCACUUAAAAAUAUUGAGCUGAGAAGUGAAGAACAAACUAUUGCUAGUCCUAAACGAGCUAAGAACAAGAAGAACGAGCUAUUGCUAAGAACAAGAAGAACGAGCUAUUCCUAAGAUCAAAAUGAACGAGCUAUUCCUGAGAUCAAAAUGAACGAGCUAUUGCUAAGAACAAUAAGAACGAGCUAUUGCUAAGAACAAGAAGAACGAGCUAGUAAGUUAGAAGUAUCUAGUGAUGGCUAACGAUUUGACAAGUCGCGUGCUGACAAGUGACAAGCUAGAAGUGAACUAGUCGUAUUUCUAGUAAGAAUUCUAUUUUCAACACAAGAAGUGGAAGGACUGUGACCAAGAUGAAGAACUUUGAUAGAAGCAAAAAGUCUGCACCACAACCAUUAGAAUUCCAAGGACGAAGUAAGCUGUACCAGACCCGUAGCAGUUUGCUAAGGCAGCUAU